Molecule: messenger RNA, 471 nt
Organism: Aspergillus wentii DTO 134E9
Lineage: Eukaryota; Fungi; Ascomycota; Eurotiomycetes; Eurotiales; Aspergillaceae
Exons: 3
Coding region: 1-471 (156 amino acids)
Cellular component (GO): cytoplasm
Molecular function (GO): oxidoreductase activity, acting on the CH-OH group of donors, NAD or NADP as acceptor
Source: RefSeq, a predicted model, not a curated record
AUGGCAUCUCAGGUCGCGAUUAUUACCGGCGGAGACACCUUCCGCAGCGUCUUCACCUCCAACGGCAGGCUUGAUUCUGUAUUUGCCAAUGCCGGCGUAAUUGAACGGACUAACUUCUUUGCUGCGUCCGAGUCGGACGAACCGCCGCCGAAACCGGAUCUGCGCGUUCUUGAUAUUGACUUGAAGAGUGUCGUACUGACUAGCUACCUGGCUCAGCAUUAUUUCCGUCGAUCUCCUGGACAUGGGAAGGGGGCUAUCUUGGUCAUCACAGCUAGCUGUGGGGGAGGGGGAGGGGUUUAUCCCUCUUGGUCGGUGCCGUUGUAUUCGGCUGCUAAACAUAGACGACAAGAUCAUGAUCAGAAAGACGGGGAUAGCGACUUUCUAGUCGAUGCCAUGGGUGUCAGUGUUCCCAGCGAAAAGGCAUAUGGGCAUGCGGUGGAGAUCUCAGGGACGAGCUUUUAUUUUCGCUAG